AUGGCAGACAUUGAACAAGGCAAGCCAGACAUUCGAACAGUCGAGUACAUGGAAACGGCCGAAACCAAGGUGGAGGCGCACAUAGUGCCAGUAGCUGAGGACGUCCAGGCUCGCAUCCGUCGCAAGUUCGACAAGAAAAUGCUGUCAAUCGUGUGCCUCCUGUAUGUCCUUUCGUAUCUCGACCGAGGCAAUAUCGGAAAUGCGAAGACUGCCGGGAUCCUAAAGGACCUCCAUCUCUCUGACAACGACUGGAUGUGGGUCCUCCAGAUCUUCUACAUCUCCUACGUGCUGUUCGAGUGGACCCAACUGUUUUGGAAGAUACUGCCGGCGCACGUCUAUGUUGCUGCGUUAUGCUUUCUUUGGGGUGCUACAGCCAUAUUGACUGGCGCCUCCCACAACAAAGCUGGUCUCAUGACCGCUCGCGCGUUUUUAGGGUUCUUCGAAGCAGCUUUCGGAGCUGGUGCACCGUACUUUCUAUCGCUCUUCUACCAACGCCGGGAGUUAGGCAAGCGUGUGGCUCUCCUGACAGGCAUGUCGCCAUUAGCGAACUGUUUCGCUUCAUCGCUGGCGUAUGGCAUCCUCCAUAUCAAGGCAUCGAUAGCUCCAUGGCGGCUACUCUUCCUGAUUGAGGGAGCGCCGACUGUAUUAUGCGCAGUCCUUGUCUAUUGCUGUCUUCCCGAUUCCCCAGAUACCGCGCACUUCCUGACAGACGAAGAGAAGCAGCAGGCUCGUCAGCGACUUGCCACUGUUGAUCGGACAGAGAAGUCGAAGGUAAGCUGGACGCAGGUCUUUGCUGGUUUAACAGAUUAUCAGAACUGGGUUCAUGCCACGAUACACUUCUGCUGCAACUACUCAUUCGCUGCUUUGUCGAACUUCUUGCCGACGAUCGUCCGCGAUAUGGGCUACAGUUCGGUCAAUGCACAAGGCUUGACAGCGCCUGCCUACUUUCUCGCCUUCUUGUGCUGUAUGUUCGCUGCCUGGGGCUCUGACAGGUUUGGCAAGCGAGGUUGGUUUGUCGCUGGUUUUGCAACCAUGGGUACCGUGGGCUACCUGAUGUUGGCAGCGAUUCAAGACGAGACCAAGACAGGACCUCGUUAUGCGGCCAUCUACCUCGCGACAUGCGGCAUCUUCCCUGCAUUGGCCAUCAACAUUACCUGGCUGCUCAACAAUCAGGGUGGCGAUUCGAAGAGAGGCGCGGGUCUCGGUAUCCUGGCGACUUUUGGACAGUGCUCGUCUUUCGUCAGCAGCACUCUGUUCCCAUCUCGUGACGGGCCAUUCUACGUUACAGGUUGCGCUGUUGGAUGUGCUUUCAGUGGGUUAGGGGUGGUCUUAGCUCUUGGUCUGCACCAGAAGCUGGAAAUCGAGAACCGCAAGCGCGAUCGCCUGUACGGCGAGGUAGACACGGACGCGCACGUGAAUGUGACUGAUAGCGGAGACAAGAACGUCAAGUUCCGUUAUCUCACUUAG
Alternaria burnsii is the source of this 1467-nucleotide messenger RNA. RefSeq lists its product as uncharacterized. Gene Ontology annotation, cellular component: membrane. The record is from RefSeq and is a predicted model, not a curated record. Bases 1 to 1467 code for a protein of 488 amino acids. Gene Ontology annotation, biological process: transmembrane transport. Lineage: Eukaryota; Fungi; Ascomycota; Dothideomycetes; Pleosporales; Pleosporaceae. The transcript has 5 exons. Gene Ontology annotation, molecular function: transmembrane transporter activity.